AUGGAUGAAGGUCUUCUGAAUGAUCUACUCGAGUGCUCCGUGUGUCUGGAGCGACUCGAUACGUCGUCCCGAGUGCUGCCGUGUCAGCACACGUUCUGUCUCAAAUGCUUAAAGGUGAUAGUCGAGUCGCACAAAGAACUUCGUUGUCCAGAAUGCAGAGUCCUAGUGGAGACCAAGGUGGAGGAGCUGCCGCCGAACGUGCUCCUAAUGAGGAUCCUCGAGGGCAUGAAGAACUCUGCUCCGAGGAAAAUUAUCACUGGACAACGAAAUUCCAGGAGUGGGCAUUCACAGGUCCAACAAGGUGUGCAGUUGGCUGGACGGGACGGUAAGCAGCUGCCUCCACACGGAAGGGCCUUGUAUGACUACAUAUCUAAGGAGCCUGGAGACCUAUCCUUCAAGAAAGGCGAAACGAUUCUGCUUCAGAAGAAACUGGAUCCGUUUUGGUAUCAGGGAGAGUGUUCGGGUAGAACUGGCAUGUUCCCAAUCGCCUAUGUACAGGUUGUAAUACCGAUACCUGUGGCCACACCGCUGUGCAAAGCUCUCUACGACUUCCGGAUGUCAGCACCAGAGGAGGAAGGAUGUCUGGCGUUUGACAAAGGUGCAAUAAUAACAGUUCACCGCCGCGUAGACGACAACUGGGCGGAGGGACGGCUGGACCAGCGCGUCGGCAUCUUUCCCAUUGCGUUUGUUGAGCUCAACCAGUCCGCACGACAACUGAUGAACAGUAUUUCGCUGAACCGUGCCGUGCCUCCAGUACCAGAUCACGCUCGUCCAUCGCACUCGGAGCAUCGACAUCACGCCCAGCAUAAUCAUCGAUACCAACAAAUGUCUUUGUCCACUCCAACUACUGCUCAAAGCAAUUAUCAAAAUAUGGCGACGAUGAGCCAGUCUCAUCCUAACUACCACGCAACACAGCAAAUGUUGUCUCAACAAUCGCAAAUACUGCUGCCAGUCAACCAACACGCCAAUAUCACCUCUAUUUCUCACGGCGGUCUGGUGACCACUACCGCCGUACCGAGAAACAUCAUGGAGCCAAGUCAAACGAAACAUUCAUUGGACUUGAUACAAUUCACAAACAUGCACAACAAGUCCCACCAAGGAACAAUGGGAAUACAAAGCGUUUCAAGAAUCAACGAGAAUUACGAUCGACUUCGAACAGUCAAAUAUGACAGCUACAACACCACACCAGUACAUAAGGUCGAAACCACAUAUCAGAAUGUCAGGACGCACGAACAUUUACCUGUGUCUGUAGCCAAUUUUAACACCAGCAAUGUCUCUUCGGACUCCAGUUCUAGUAUGAACACACCCUCAGUCGGAAUCAGUUCCACCACGACUCCUAACACUAGUUCGAACACUAGUACUUGUGAGAGCGCAGAGCCGAGCUUGCCCAGCUCGCCUGAUAAUAAUACAGAGCGAAAUGCGACCGUUGUCGCUUGUAAUACGACUCAAAAUCAAACAGAAGAAAUCAACAACGACGAGUCACUCGACACUUCGAUGGGAGUGUUGAGUUUGAACGAGAGUUCAACAGCAACGAACACAUCCUUGAACGUUAGUUUGCCUCCGUCUGAGAGUCCAAAAUUGAAUGCGUCUGGUGCUAGUAACACGUCACAAAGUCAAAAUGAACCUCAAGAAGGUGCAAGCAAUAGUGAACCUUCGAGGUUGGAUGCCCCAUCGUCAAGUAAGACUGUUUUGCGCUCCAGUGGGCCGGAUUCUUUGUUGAAUUUCGGUCUUGGGCUGCAAGCGGCGCUAUCGCCCUCUCACGGCAAAGAGGGGAAUUACAUGGUGACGAGAGCGCAUAGAGAUCAUCACCACAGAGAUAGAGAAAAGAGACACAGUUUGACGCCCUCGACGCAUUUGCAAGCAAAUCACAAUACGCAAAAUAGCAGACACUCGGCGGAGAUAGUCGCGACCAGCCUGCUGGACGCGGCGAGCGACGUGCGCGAGCGUCGCCGGCGCCGCUCCAAGAGCAACGAGCGCCCGCUGCCCGCCGACUACAUCGCCAUCUACCCCUACAAGCCGCAGAAACCCGACGAGCUUGAGCUCAAGAAGGGAGGCGUGUACACGGUGACGGAGCGGUGCCGCGACGGCUGGUACAAGGGCUGCUCGGAGCGCUCGCAGCGCUGCGGCGUGUUCCCCGGGAACUACGUCGCGCCCGCGCCGCUCGCCAGGAACAAACACGACAAGGGUCCUGCGUUAGUCCCCGCCGGCGGGGCGAGCUCCACGUCGGUGGUCCCCCCACCCGCCCCUGCGGCCCCGGUGGCCCCGCCAGCCCCGGGGGCCCCGCCAGCCCCGGGGGCCCCGCCAGCCCCGGGGGCCCCGCCCGCGCCCGACGCCCCGCCCCGCGAGCGCACGCCGCCCGCCGCCGCUCCAGCUCAACCGAUGUCUUUCUCUUGGGGUACGUCGGCACAACCUCAACAAACCACCCCUAGAACGGAAAAGCCAAAAGAAAAAUCGAAAUCAGAGAAAUCGUCGAUGUCAGCCAGUGGAAUAAGCCUCAUGAAAAGAUUGGCUGCUAUGAAGAAAUGCAAGUCACCCCCUCCAGCAGGAUACAGUAUGGACAAUCCUGUGUUUGAAGAUGGACCUGGAACCUCACUCAUGCUGAACUUAGCUCAGCAACGUCAUCCUGUGCACGUCAGGUCGGGCUCGUGCCCGUCGCAGCUGCUGCGCGCGCUACCGUCGCGCCACAAGCCCGCGCACCUCGCCCACGACCACCACCUGCUCACCGCUCACAGAACAGCGACGGAGAAUCCUUGGCAAUCGCAGCAUCGCAAAUCGCAGUCGCUAGACGUGACCGCGUCGAGGCGAGACCGGCACCACUCGCAACCCGUCAAAGAGAAGUUCCGGUGCAUCGUGCCGUACCCGCCGAACUCGGAGUACGAGCUGGAGCUGAAGGUGGACGACAUCGUGGUGGUGUCGCGCAAGCGUGGCGACGGCUGGUACAAGGGGACGCUGCAGCGCACCGGCCGCACCGGCCUCUUCCCCGCCUCCUUCGUGCAGAGCUGCCCGCGCGACUGA
Messenger RNA from Arctia plantaginis, 3015 nucleotides. The record is from the annotation of a GenBank genome assembly. NCBI's taxonomy places the organism in Eukaryota, Metazoa, Arthropoda, Insecta, Lepidoptera, Erebidae.